Molecule: messenger RNA, 904 nt
Organism: Silurus meridionalis
Lineage: Eukaryota; Metazoa; Chordata; Actinopteri; Siluriformes; Siluridae
Exons: 14
Coding region: 63-830 (255 amino acids)
Source: RefSeq, a predicted model, not a curated record
UCAGGUGACCUGACAAAGUAGAGGAUCACUAAUCUCCUGUUGCUGCACAUCUCUACAGUAAAAUGUUGAACCACGUCACUCUUCUCCUGAUGUUCUCCUGUAUGAAAGAGCAGUGUUUGGACAAUAACAUUUGUUUUGAUAAAUAUGGACAAAUGCGGAUGGCUGAAUUUGCAGACUGCUCCAUCCAGAACUGUAAGGAUGCUGCAUCACGGUGUCUGAUCCAGACUAUUAAUGACAUCGUAACAGAAAUGAAGAAAGAGAAUCCAUCAGCAUCUAUUGAAUCUCUGUGGAUUCAGGCUGGGAAAACUGUGACAGAUGAUAUGAUUGAAUUUUCUAAAUGUCUCAAAAUGUUCGGAGAGAAACCCAUCGACUCCGUAGUGUGUAUGCUGGAUGCUGUAUUGACUCUCACACAGGAGGACAACAAAAAGUCCACCGAUCAAGCUUACAUUGUGUGCUGGAUCGAAAAAUUCAUAAACGGGGUGACUGGCUGCGUCUCUCAUUAUGAUCUUCAGACUAUAAAAACUCUGACAAAAUAUUUAAAUGAACUAAAUCAAGAACUUUCUGAAUGUGCCAUGAAGAUUCUUCCUCAGUACAGUAAAAUGUGCAUUCCAGCCUCCAUGCGGCUUUUUGGAAACAACAAAGCAAGUCAAUUCAGUGACAACUGGAAAGAAUAUUCAGACUGUUUUGCCGCUUUUAACGACGUCUAUGAAUUGUGCAUGAACGUGAACUUUGCUCAUCACGAUUCCUUCCCACCAUUCAUCACAACCUUCGCCAAAGAUAUUUACAUCUGCGGCAUUAAUGAGAUGAUUUCAGCAACUGCAGCGUGUUAAACACAUCCAUCAUGUGACCUUCUUCUACACCAAUCAGGGAGCAGAUAGUUAUCUCUAGUGUGAUUCACUUUUAA